Molecule: messenger RNA, 6681 nt
Organism: Physeter macrocephalus (sperm whale)
Lineage: Eukaryota; Metazoa; Chordata; Mammalia; Artiodactyla; Physeteridae
Product: beta-adrenergic receptor kinase 2-like
Exons: 11
Biological process (GO): regulation of signal transduction; protein phosphorylation; G protein-coupled receptor signaling pathway
Molecular function (GO): G protein-coupled receptor binding; G protein-coupled receptor kinase activity; ATP binding
Source: RefSeq, a predicted model, not a curated record
CCCGCAAAUAUCCUCUUGGAUGAACACGGACACGUUAGGAUAUCAGACCUUGGUCUUGCCUGCGAUUUUUCCAAAAAGAAGCCGCACGCGAGUGUCUUGUCCCCCCACGCCCGCCCUGCCUUGGAGACCAUCGUGACCGUGGAAGGGUGGGAGAUACGACGGGCAUAUGUGCGAGCCCUGGUCCUCAGCACGGGAAGGUGGCGCCACACAGGGACGCCCGUGCCCAUCCCUUCCAGGGGCACCCACGGGUACAUGGCUCCCGAGGUCCUGCAGAAAGGGACUGCGUACGACAGCAGUGCCGACUGGUUCUCCCUGGGUUGUAUGCUUUUCAAACUUCUGAGAGGUCACAGCCCUUUCAGACAACAUAAAACCAAAGAUAAGCAUGAGAUAGACCGAAUGACACUCACCAUGAAUGUGGCACUUCCAGACAUCUUCUCCCCUGAGCUGAAGUCCCUUCUGGAAGGCUUGCUCCAGCGAGACGUUAGUAAGCGACUCGGCUGCCACGGACGCGGCGCACAGGAACUAAAAACGCACGACUUCUUCAGAGGCAUCGACUGGCAGCAAGUCUACCUGCAGAAGUACCCUCCACCCUUGAUCCCUCCCCGGGGAGAAGUCAAUGCGGCCGACGCCUUUGACAUCGGCUCAUUUGAUGAAGAGGAUACCAAAGGCAUCAAGCUUCUUGAUUGCGACCAAGAACUCUACAAGAACUUCCCUUUGGUGAUCUCUGAGCGCUGGCAGCAGGAAGUGGCGGAAACUGUUUAUGAAGCAGUAAAUGCAGACACGGAUAAAGUGGAGGCCAGGAAGAGAGCUAAAAAUAAGCAGCUUGGCCACGAAGAAGAUUACGCUCUGGGAAGAGACUGCAUCAUGCACGGGUACAUGCUGAAGCUGGGCAACCCAUUCCUGACUCAGUGGCAGCGUCGAUAUUUUUACCUCUUUCCAAACAGACUUGAAUGGCGAGGAGAGGGCGAGUCACGACAAAAUUUACUGACAAUGGAACAGAUUGUGUCUGUGGAAGAAACUCAGAUUAAAGACAAAAAGUGCAUUUUGUUGAGGAUAAAAGGAGGGAAGCAAUUUGUCUUGCAGUGUGAGAGUGACCCGGAGUUUUUGCAGUGGAAGAAAGAGCUGACGGAGACGUUCACCGAGGCCCAGCGACUGUUACGUCGAGCCCCCAAGUUCCUCAACAAAUCCCGCUCGGCCGUCGUGGAGCUCUCGAAGCCGCCCCUCUGCCACAGGAACAGCAAUGGCCUCUGACCCCUGGCACAGGGAAGGUCCCACGAGACGGCACCUCCUCCGGGAAGUCCACAUGGGCUGCUCGACCCACGAAGUGGAGCCUUUGGGAGAAGUGUGAGGAUGAGAGAUGGAGUCGCUCACCUCCGGGGUGCUCCGUGGCUGGGGGGGCCCAGGACUCUGAGAUGCUCCUACUAGGAGUGGCGACCACCCUCAGGCUUGGGGGCGCCUCCUCCCCUCCUGAGGGCCUCCCGCCACGAUCGCAUCCAUCCGCCCUCGAAACUACUGAAGAAACGAAGUUCUCUUUCUUUGCCACACACUUCUUUUGGUUAUAGAUGAACCUAGAACUUGAAAUGAUUCCUCCUGAUUGUGUCACUUUUUGCAUCGAUAUCAAAUGUAUCUCAGGCUUGCCAAGAUGGGAUCGAACAGUCUGCGGUUCAGGUUGCCCCAGCGUUGCCACGAUCUGUCCAUAGUCAGCCCCGGCUGGGUUUCGAUGUCUUUGCUCCAUAGUCCUGGCAGGAUGGCAGACCAGCUGGGUGUCCUCUGUGCCCUUGAGAACCAGCCUCUCGUUGUCUCGGGGCUUGAAAGCUGCAGAGGUUUUCUGAAAGGGCUGCACCUGGGCCCUCCCCGCGGGUGCCGCGCCCACGGGUCCCAGCCUGCCUCUGACUGGGAGCUUAGGCAGCUGGGACCAGGGGCGUGGGGGCCACUCAACAUCGAAGGCGUCAGAUGGUAGAUGGUUGGAGGCUCGCGGUGGCUCUGCAGGAGAGGCAGUGGCGUUUGCAUCUCACGGUGACACAGCCAUUUUCAAACCGUCAAGUCGGUGCACUUCCCCUGGGUGCACAGGACCGCCUGCGGGCGCCCGUCUCGGGCUUGGACUGGAAGCCGCCGUGAGACACAGCAACUCUGGUUCCCUCUGGCUGACCUCAGGAAGCAUCUGGGUAACGGAUGUGUCAAGGAAGGAAACUCUGUUUUACGUUUUAGUAUAAUUUAAAAAUGAAUUUUAUUGAAAAAAGAAUGCCGAAGAUGAACGUGUCAGAAUGGGUUAACUGUGUAUAUUGGCUUGCAUUGUCGUUCAACUGUCAUUAGCAAAUGAUUCUCUGCCCUGGCGGGUUGUUCUGUGACAGCGACGGCCUGGUCCCAGCGGCCUCCUCUCCCCGUGGUUCGUUUCAUGUCCCAAAUAAGUGCUGGUUUAUAAGAACCAGUGUGUUUCCCAGCCAAGCCCUCCGUGUCAUCAGACUAAAAAUAAUAACAGUAAUUUUCAGAGUCCACGUAUUUGCCCUUUCUUAGUGCAAUUUUAUUGUCUGUUUCUGAGUCGACUACUAACAAUAUAAAUAACUUGACAUCGUAAUUAUCUGCAUCCUGUCCUCAAUAUUUUUAGUGGUUCCAAAUCUUGGUGUUUAUGUUUGUGUGCCGCACUCACUGGGAAAGUAAGUCCUUUUUAAUGAAACGAUAAUCUUGAGAGUUUGGAAGAUAAUUACCGAAAGAGCCUUUUAUUUCAUAGGAGUUACCUUGGAAAGGAAACUCUGAGGUUCACUAUUUAUCUCAGCUACUAGUUGGAAUUGAGCAUACAUGUUCUACUAUCUGCUGUUUCCAGGAUAGAAGUUGGGGGCUACUAUUUACAUGGAUUCCCCUGAUUUAAAAGGGAAGAAUAGUAUUCAAAUUGUGUUUUAAAAAAAAACAAAGCAAAACACCAGAGAUAGAAAAGCUGUUCGUGACAAGUGAGCAUCUCCCCAGGCGUGGUUGAUUGUCACCGUCACCGCUGUAGUUAGUUCCUGGCUCCAUCGCGAGGUCACAUGUGCUCAGCACCUAUGGUUCAGAGAUGGGUAAUUGCAGUUUAGAAAUCGCUGAGCCUCCUGCCUCUGCUGGACAGAGUAGAGAUGUAGCCUCACGUGGAGAAGGUGCAUGAAUUCCUUGAGGGUCCGGGCUUAGCGUCUCACCUUCCGUACCCAGGGCACCGGCUACGCCGAUUCGCAUCUCUGAAAGAUAUCAUUUACGCUCUGGAGUAGAACAUAAGGUGGUCUUUUUUUUUUUUUUUUUUUUUUUUUUUUUUGUGGUAUGCGGGCCUCCCUCUGUUGCGGCCUCUCCCGUCGCGGAGCACAGGCUCCGGACGCGCAGGCUCAGCGGCCAUGGCUCACGGGCCCAGCCGCUCCGCGGCAUGUGGGAUCCUCCCAGACCGGGGUGCGAACCCGGUUCCCCUAUAUCGGCAGGCGGACGCGCAACCACUGCGCCACCAGGGAAGCCCAAGGUUGUCUUUCCUUUGCAAGAGAAAAAUGAAUUGGAAACAUGCCAAGAGCCCUUUCGCCUCGCCUCAAAUUUAUUCCAAGUGAACUUUUACACUCCCUCAAGUUUGAUGGAUAACGACAGGGCUGAGAAGCGCAUUACGUGGAUGUGAUUUAGUAAAGCGCUCUGUGAGGUUAGGGUGAGUGGCUUUUCAGGGGGAGGUCCCUGUUUGUGUUUGGGGUUUGGCAGCCCUGGAGAGGCCAGUCUUCCUCCUGAACUUGUGCCUGCAGCCCUUCUGAGGGGGUGUUUCUGCUGCCAGAUGGAAGGCGCUUCCGGAACCCUUCUGUGCCAGCACCUGGUGCUCCCGUGGCCAAAGAAGUCGGUUGGUUUCGAAGUCUUGGUAUACGUGGCUGUUUUAGGUCUCAAUGUUUGACCCUACCUACGUUUGGAGUGUUAAAAGGGGCAAAAUCGAGCACAAGUGUUAGCAUUAUUUUAGAUUUAUUUGGUUGAGAUAUUUUCACAUUGUCGGAAAAAAUCAUUGAAGUUGAUAUUUUUGUAAAAUUAUGUUAGUAGUGUCUUGAUUUCAUAAUUCAAAGGAAUCAUUAAAGCAAAGCCUAAAAAUAAUAGAUUAAGCUGCUCUACACCAUAUAUGGAAUGAAUUUAAAACUUUUGGGAAUCCAAGGUUAUUUUUUUUAACCUAAAACAUUCUCUUUGGUGCAUUUAUUCCCUUAUGUCAUUGGGGCUCAUGGUUUUUCCUUCUCUAUCAUGUUUCAGUACAAUUUUUCAGCAAAAUUGCUAGAAAUCAGCUGUUGUUUCACUGCUAAUGUGAAUGUUUCACUUCCUGUGCCUCUGAUUGGUCAAUUCACGGACAUGACAAUUUCAAAUUCUAUAUGUAAAGGGAAGGGGCAAAUGUCUAGGCUCGCUGAAGAAAGGAAGCGUUCUGCUCAAGAAAGACAGCAACAAAGCUGGAAAAGCAAAUAGAGCGAUGACCACAAAGCAACCAUCUGUUCAAAGCAAGAGUUAGCUUUGAUUUGUGCUUCGAAAUAUGCUGUACAGAUACUAAAAACAAUUGUUUGAAGGCUCACACUGGCCAUUAAAAAAUAUCAUUGACCAAUUGACAAUGUGGUUUAACUCUCAAGAAGAUCAAAGUGUGUUUUUUUCUGACGAUUUUUUAUUUCAUUCAGAAUUUAUCGUUGGGCCAAUCGAAUACAACAUUUGACUUUUCAGUGGAAUUGAUUUUUCUGAUGUUUCAAAAUUUUAACCUAUCAAGAAGAAAAGAAAAUUCUCAAAGUUGGACUUCUUUUGCUUGAUGUAAAUAUGUUAAAAAAUUUGCAGUGUGCUGGUGUAAGAUAAGGCUUAUCUUGUAUGAUUUAAUUUAUAUGUAAUUUUUCUCAGUUUCAUUCAGGGACUCAUAUCUGUGUCAUUCAGAGAUGCUUGGGGAAGGAACUCCUCCCCUCCCAGGGGAUGGAUGCGCUGUUUGUACCCGGAGAGGAGCUGGGCUUCAUUGGGAUCUGUGACAAACGCUGGGAGGUGGAUGGAGUGGGUGUCACAGAAGGCAGGAUCCUGGUAGAGAUGGGGCAAAGGAAAAAAAGGAGUUAAUUCGCUGGGAAAAGCCAAUCUCCUUACACCAUAAAGCACCAGGGAAAUUACAGUUGAACUUGGUGGUUUUCCCCUUAUAACAAGAAGAGUUGAAUAGUCACUAUAUUAAGACUCGGUAGCUUUAGUUUUGAAUAUGGAGCUGCUGGACUUGUAAGAGGCUGUUUGCUUUCCACCAGGACUUUCUGUAGAAAUGAUGUUGCCGGUUGCCCCUGCUUGUCAUCCAGCACGCUUGGGGAAGGCACACGGGACCCAGAGCUGAUGCCCCAUCUUGGUGUGUGUGCCUUGCAGCCAAUCAGGGGAGGGGGAGAAGGCCAGAGGUGGGGUGUGGGCUGCUGUCACCCUGUCAGUCAGGUGGGGACAUUGCCGCACACCCACUGAAGGUACCGUACUUCCCCUACAGCAACAAGACUGGGCUUUGCUGCUUGAGCCAAGCAGAGUGAGCUUUCCUUUUCAAAACAUAUUUUCUUCCUAAAGCUCUAAUAUGAUUUUCCCUCCCACAUCAGGUUAACUUGAGAAGCUUUAAUUAAUUAAUCACUUAAAUUCGUGUUAAUAUGAAUUUUUUGUAUCCAGGCCACAUUUUAAAAAAUUUACUGUAGAAAGAAUGAAAGUUGAAGUCUAAAAUGAUACUUCUUGGCUUCCUCGAGUCAUAAUGGCCUUUAGAUUUCCUUCAUCCUCAAAGACUAAGAGAGCUGUUCUUUGACAGCCGAGUAGCAGGGAUGCCCAACUCUGGCACCGUCCAAAGGCCGGGGGGCAUGAGUGACCGGUCACUUCACUGGCCUGGCUGGGUUAGCACUUACUGAUAAAUGUAGCACCCCAGAUUUUAUUUUAUUUUUUUUCCUUUAAAAAUUUUUUUUAUUAUCUUUUCAAAGAACCAGCUGUCAAUUUUCUCAUUCAUUUUUCCUCUAUUCUUUUUUUUAAACAUCUUUAUUCACCCCAAAUUUUCAAUUGCCUUUAUUUAAAAAAACACGCACACACUACAGGAAAUGGAUUAACAUAUCAUUCCAUCAAAACCAUAUAGGAAAAACCUGCAUUUUAGAGUUAAAUGACUCACGUUCUUAUAGUAAACUCUCUUAUACCUAACAAAUCUGAAAAUCAUCUCUGAAAAACUGGUAACUAUGCUUCCAAUUUUAAUUUUGUCCUAAUAUAAAAUGUCUCUCAUGUAAGGGGUAGGGAAUGGAGAAGUAUUUCUAAUCGUGUAUUCAUAUUCCAAAGGACUUGAAAUUCAACUUCUUGUUUCUUAGUUGAUUAUAUAUUCCAUGAUGUACAUGUUCUAUGUGGUUUAUAAGCUAAGCACUGGCCUUUUUUUUUUUUUUUAGUUCUAUUGUUAAAUUGUAUUUUUCUAUGUUUUAACAAAUUAUAAUAGAUUUGGCUUUUUUCUGGGUAGCAUAAAGAUUGCCAAACUACGUAUAUAUAUAUAUAUAUAUAUAUAUAUAUAUAUAUAUAUAUAUAUAAACAAGAGUUCUAUUUUAGCACAAAAGCAUUUUAUAUUAUUUAUUGAAUCCUUCAGUUCUCAUCAAAAACAUUGCUUACCGCUUCUGCCCCUUUUUAUUUGUAUAGUUUGUUAUUUAAGGAAAUGCAGUCCUUUCUGUUUCUGGUUUUUUUUUUUUCCACAAAAUAAAAUUGAAACAAAGCGUA